GCGAGUUGAGUUGGGGUUUUCAGUCUACAACACACGCGAUUCGCACUUGUGCGCGGCGUUUGGUCGUGGGCAGAUUAAUUUUAGAGGAUUUCUCUCUUCUCCCCCCCCUCGACUCGACUCGACUCUUCCCUUCGCCGUGGGUCGAGUUGUGAAAAUCUCGUGAUCGUCGUCGAUUUCGCUAGUGGUGCUGCUGCCGUGGGUUUAAAAACUGUGCUGUGGUCGGUGUGACACCGGAAAAUGAGCGGAAUGUUACGUCUACCGUCGCUGCUGGCCAAGAGCGCCCUGUCCGCGACUCGUGGCCUGGCGGCGCCUUCCGCCCAGCGGGGAGUGCAUUUCACCGUGGGCCAGAACAACGCCAAGUCGAACGCGGACGCCAUCUCGAAGGAGUACCCGGUGGUGGACCACACGUACGAUGCCGUCGUGGUCGGUGCCGGUGGAGCGGGUCUCCGGGCUGCGUUCGGUCUGGUGGCCGAGGGCUUCAAGACGGCCGUCAUCACGAAGCUGUUCCCGACGCGUUCGCACACCGUUGCGGCCCAGGGCGGAAUCAACGCCGCGCUCGGCAACAUGGAGGAGGACGACUGGAAGUGGCACAUGUACGACACAGUGAAGGGAUCCGAUUGGCUUGGGGAUCAGGAUGCGAUUCACUACAUGACGAGGGAGGCACCGAAGGCCGUCAUUGAGUUGGAGAACUAUGGAAUGCCCUUCUCGCGUACUCCGGACGGCAAGAUCUACCAGCGUGCAUUUGGUGGUCAGAGUUUAAAGUUUGGCAAGGGUGGUCAGGCGCAUCGAUGCUGUUGCGUUGCGGAUCGUACCGGCCAUUCGCUGCUGCACACGCUGUACGGCCAGUCGCUGAGCUACGAUUGCAACUACUUUAUCGAGUACUUUGCGAUGGAUCUGCUGAUGGAGAAUGGCCAGUGCGUGGGCGUGAUUGCGCUGAACCUGGAGGACGGUAGCAUUCAUCGCUUCCGGUCGAAGAACACCGUACUGGCUACGGGAGGUUACGGUCGUGCGUACUUCUCGUGCACAUCGGCGCACACCUGUACCGGAGACGGAACUGCGAUGGUUGCCCGUGCUGGACUGCCCUCGGAGGACUUGGAGUUUGUGCAGUUCCACCCGACGGGAAUUUACGGUGCCGGUUGUCUGAUCACCGAGGGAUGCCGAGGAGAGGGCGGUUACCUGAUCAACUCUCAGGGUGAACGCUUCAUGGAGCGAUAUGCACCGGUGGCGAAGGAUUUGGCCUCCCGUGAUGUCGUGUCCCGUUCGAUGACCAUCGAAAUUCGCGAGGGUCGUGGUUGUGGCCCUGAGAAGGAUCACGUUUACCUGCAGCUGCACCAUCUGCCCCCAGAGCAGCUGGCCCAGCGUCUGCCCGGAAUUUCCGAAACCGCUAUGAUCUUUGCCGGCGUUGAUGUGACCCGCGAACCUAUUCCAGUACUGCCAACUGUCCAUUAUAACAUGGGCGGCGUUCCAACUAACUACAAGGGCCAGGUGCUGACCGUCGACGCUAGCGGUAACGACCAUGUCGUGCCCGGACUGUACGCCUGCGGAGAAUCCGCCUGCUCGUCGGUUCACGGUGCUAACCGCCUCGGAGCCAACUCGCUGCUGGAUUUGGUCGUGUUUGGCCGUGCCUGCGCCAAGACCAUCGCUGCUGAACAUCGCCCGGGUGAGAAAAUCGCCGACAUCAAGUCGAACGCCGGCGAAGAGUCCGUCGCGAACCUGGACUGGGUGCGCAAUGCAAACGGUGCCAUUCCUACAUCAGAGCUGCGACUCAACAUGCAAAAGACCAUGCAGACGCAUGCCGCCGUGUUCCGCGAGGAGAAGACCCUGCAAGAGGGCGUCCGCAAAAUGGGCGAAAUCUACAAGACGAUCAAGGACGUCAAGGUGUCCGAUCGGUCGCUGGUGUGGAACUCGGACCUGGUCGAAACGCUGGAACUGCAGAACCUGCUGCUGAACGCCAACAUGACCAUCACCGCCGCCGAAAAUCGAAAGGAGUCACGUGGUGCCCAUGCUCGCGAGGACUACAAGACCCGCGUCGACGAAUACGACUACAGCAAGCCCCUGGAGGGCCAGCAGAAGAAGCCCGUCGAGGAGCACUGGCGCAAGCACACCCUCACCUGGAUCGACCCGGCCACCGGCGCCGUCAAGAUCGACUACCGCCCGGUCAUCGACCAAACCCUCAGCGAGGAGUGCAACACGGUUCCGCCGGCGAUCCGCUCGUACUAAACGGCGCUUCUCUUCAUCCGUUUGCUUCAUUACAACACAAGCCCAAGCUGCAUCACAACGGGUGUGAUUGUGACUGGUUCCGCACAGCGAGAGAGAGAGAGAGAGAGAGGGAGAACGUGGAAACCGGCAAAGUGAUAGAGUAUUACUUCUAAACUGUCCAACCAACCAAUCACAAUGAUCGGCGCGCGUAUCAAAAGCCUCGAACAGCAGCGUACUCUUCAUUGCAAACAUCAGCCUCAACAUCGCUUCGUAGUACCCAGGGAUAACAGUAGUUACGAACAAGCUACACCAACACCAGCUGUUUUUCAAAAAACGAACGAAUUCGAAAUUGUGCUUAAUUUAAAGUAGAAUGGAACAUGAGAGGAAAAAGUGAACGUUGCGUGUGUUUUGAUGGAAAUUAUUUAUUGUAACACUAGACAGACGGUCGUACUUGUACGAACCAGUAGUGAGAAAGAAAUGAAAAAAAAACUUCAAACUAAUAGUAGCUUAGUUUUGAUUUUUGGAUUUGACUGAAUCCGGUACUUAUUCUGGUUUGGAUUAAAAGUUGAUGCUGAAGUGUUUCCGCGAAGUUAUUCCUGGCUACGUACGCACCUUUUGACUUUUUUUCUGUUCCUUGAAAGAUCUUUCCGUUUAAAAUUAGGUUGGAAGGCAACAACAACUACUACAACAAAUAAACACUAACGUACACAAAUAAAACGUUAUUUAUUGUAA
This is a messenger RNA of Culex quinquefasciatus (southern house mosquito), 2931 nucleotides long. Its product is annotated as succinate dehydrogenase [ubiquinone] flavoprotein subunit, mitochondrial. The coding region runs from base 238 to 2220 and encodes 660 amino acids. Gene Ontology annotation, molecular function: electron transfer activity; succinate dehydrogenase (quinone) activity; flavin adenine dinucleotide binding. The record is from RefSeq and is a predicted model, not a curated record. NCBI's taxonomy places the organism in Eukaryota, Metazoa, Arthropoda, Insecta, Diptera, Culicidae. The transcript has 4 exons. Gene Ontology annotation, biological process: tricarboxylic acid cycle; mitochondrial electron transport, succinate to ubiquinone.